CAUCCUCUCGUCGGCCUCCUUGCUCGGGCUUUGUUGUGCGUAUUAUACCCGGGGCUUGUUAGCACGGCUAGCCUGAACACGCAUAGCCGCCAAGCCCCUUUAUUUUACUGUACUCACGUCGGCCGCUUCUGCGAUUGUUCGACGUGCUAACCUCUUGUUUCUCCUCUGUCCUGAUAGGAGCACCAUGUCUCAAAACGGCGCCUCAAGGAAGGAACGAUCGGGCGCGGGCGAGAGGGAUCGGCUAGGGAAGGGUCGACCCACUGAACGUCUAGUCGACAAGGCCGCCUCGCCUCGCGACGACCAACCGAACAAAAGGCGGUGGGAUGAUGAUGAUGAUGAGCGCGUCGCGCGGCGUCGCGAAAAUUCGCCGCCCUCCAACCGGUGGGGACGCCAAGGGACGCGCAGCUCGGUCAUCGACAACCCUCACGGGCUGCCGCCUCCGCCGCCCUUGCCCGACCACAUGAAGCCGACUCGUGUGGGGGCGUCUUCAUCUCCGCCACCUCCGCGUGGCAGGUCUACUGUACUUGCUUUGCCCGUGCCAACGGAGGCCAAGCCGAAGGCUGAAGCAAGGUCAAGGUCGAAGGCGAGUGCCCCUCGAGCUGCUGCAACUCCGUCCGCCUCCAGUAGCAGCGGCGUUCCCCUCGGGAACAAGGAGGCCGAACACUCCGGGGACGACAUGGAGGAAACAGGGGGUCUACCAACCCCUCCGAUGGACGAUUUCGUCGUGUUGGACGACGAAGCCGAUGUGGGCAAUCUCGACGCCAUAUUUGAGGAACUAGAAGCCAACCAGCAGGUUGCUUCGGGCGGACAGGCGGACGUGACGUCUGCGCCUUCCGCUCCAUCUUCCGAGGUUGAGCUCCAGAGCGGGGAGGCGGGCGUGACGUUACCGCCUCCAGCUCUGCCUGUCGGGGAUGAGCACUUGGCGGACGUGAUGCUCUCGCCUUCCGUUCAGCCUGACGAGGCUGAGCGUAGAAGUUUUUCUUCCGGCGCUGGUCUGAACGAAGCCCCGGUAGACUCAAACUAUGACUUGAAGUACCUGUCUCCUCUAGCACGGCAGAUCAAAACCAAGCUGACGACCCAUGUCCAGUCCCUGGUAAAGGAAAGUCCGACGUUUCCUGCUGUGCUACUUCCCCUGCCGUGUAAUAUCCUCCUUCCUGAGGGCACUCUUGCUGAGCGUCUCCUCGUCCGUGUCGUGCGCGAUGGCCUUGCUGAAAUUCAAGAGCUGCUGCGUGCGGAGCCCCUUGAUCCAGACCGCGUAAUGGAGGCCAUUGAAGCACACACCUCCAUGUGGAUUUACAAGGGCGCCAUCCCGGAGCCAUUGAAAAGACUAGUUUCCCUCCUGGAGAAACUGGUGGCGCGCAUGAGAGGCGAGGCAGCGCCCAACACUGCUGGCGAUCCGACUGCCACCCUUGCCGAGGAACAAGCCCGGGACCUGCAGCAGCGACUUCGGACUAUUAUCCCCUUGGUGAAAGAGGACCUGAAGCAGCUUGAACCGGAGGCACCGGACCUGCAUGCCGAAGCCCGAUUAAUGAAACAAAUCGCGCGUGAGAAAGAUGCCAGCCAAGAGGUAUGAUGAACUGGCGGCGGAGGCCCGGCUGAGCGCAAAGGGGGCUCGCAACAAGCAACGAACCAUUGACACCAAACUCAAGUGUCUUAGCAUGGUCUCUGAGACCUUCGACGUGAUGACAAACCAGCUGGAGCAGCGCGAAGCUGAAGCAACGAACUUCCUGGCUCUCUUUGAUGAGCAGCGGAACCAUGCCGAAGCAGGAGCGCUACCCGAGGUAGCACACAUCUUGGCAUACGCGGUGCCGGGCGAGCUCCCUAAACCUGAGGCAUGAGAUGGCUUCGUCCUCACCAUAUAACCAUAUAUCUCGAGUUAUUCAUGGCCCCUUUAGUGCUCCUUAGUUAGGUUGAAUCCAGCACUUGUUUUUUUUUUUCUUUAGUUUGAAUCAGUUAUAUUACCGACUCGUUUAGUACCCUUGAAAUUGUUCUUUUCCAUUGCAAUGAA
Molecule: messenger RNA, 2008 nt
Organism: Lolium perenne
Lineage: Eukaryota; Viridiplantae; Streptophyta; Magnoliopsida; Poales; Poaceae
Source: RefSeq, a predicted model, not a curated record